Messenger RNA from Acanthaster planci (crown-of-thorns starfish), 7896 nucleotides. RefSeq names its product tubulin gamma complex associated protein 6 (gene tubgcp6). Gene Ontology annotation, biological process: meiotic cell cycle; spindle assembly; microtubule nucleation. Gene Ontology annotation, cellular component: gamma-tubulin complex; microtubule organizing center; spindle pole. Gene Ontology annotation, molecular function: microtubule minus-end binding; gamma-tubulin binding. NCBI's taxonomy places the organism in Eukaryota, Metazoa, Echinodermata, Asteroidea, Valvatida, Acanthasteridae. The record is from RefSeq and is a predicted model, not a curated record.
UUAGAUGAAAGACAUGAAAGACACUUCACUUGUUCGUCAUAAAUAAUAACAGGCCAUCGUUUUCGCAUUUUAUUCCGCAAAAAAGUAAUGGUUUAUCCUUGGCAGAUAAUCUGCUGGUGCUAGGGACUGCAGCUUCAGCCAUGGAGUGUAUUCAUAACAUGACAUUCUCGGGGUCGGAGACAUGAGUGACAGUCUCAGAAGAAUGGAUUCUAUCACAGGGCUUUUUAAUCAGCUGCUUGAUGCCUGCAUCAAUAAAGGACUGUUACAUCCCCAGCUUAACGUGCCCAAUACCAGACUAGACAAACACCGAAGGGCUCUAUGGGUAUCUCUGUAUUCAACUCUCUUUGCCAACUUGAAUGGUCCCCUGCAAAGUGACAAUAAAGAUGUCAUAUCCACUGAGGAUUGGAAUGAUGUCGGCAAUGAGGGCAUGUCCAUUGGUGUGAAGGAGCGUCUACUUCAAGUUGUCUUUGAGAGGAGGCGACAGAGGAAGUGUGAUGAAGCACAUCAACUGGAGGGGCUAGUGUCAUCGUUACCAAAUGUGGACAAUGGUCAUCACCCUGAGUUGAAAGCUGCCCUCCAGCUAUUGCUUGCAUUGGCUGGUAGUGAUUGCAACCAUCAUCAGAAACCACCUGUGGGACACAAGGAGCCAAGUCUGCCAGUAGUUGGGUUAAAGAACAAGGAUGAACAUGCUGUCGUUUUACCCUCUGGACCACGUUACCAUGGCGACAGCUGCCAUGUUUAUCACCAAGGCUACCAGGGCUACAUUCACUAUUCCAGGGAUCUCUUUGAGGGUCAGCAAUUAGAAGCUGUUCAGUCAGAUGACCAAGGAGAGCUGAGAAAUUACAGGAUGCUCCAAAAUAAGCUCUUUGAAGCAGAACCUGGAAGAGACCUACUUGGCAACGGACUUUUCACAUUAAAGGGUCUUCUAGACAGUGAACAUGAACGUAACACAAGGGAGACCCUAUUCAGUGGACUGACUCACAGCAAAACCAGACAGCUGGAUGUCAAGUUAGAUUUCCCUGAGCUUCCUGAUACCACUAACAUGGACUUGCUUGGCCUCAAGAUACCAAAUGUCUCUGAGCCUUCUGAGGACGAAGGCUUUCAUGAGUCAUCAUCCCUGUCUACACCAGCAACAGAGACACCAGUGACAAGAGAUGAUAAUGUCUGGCAGAAGGCAUUGGACUAUCAACCCAACCAACACCACACAUGGGAGACCAUUGGCAACAAACCUAGGACUACUGAAAGGCCAUACCUAACAGAAGCUGGGUCUAGAAUGUUUGAUGAAAUGUAUAAACUUCGAUGCCUAGAGGCUUCGGUCUUAGAUGCAUCACUGGAACGCCCUCUCUUGAUCAUUCCCGACCAAGUUCAGCUUGUCCAAGACAGCGUACAUGUGCUUUUGAGCGUGCCAUCAGAAACAUUUAGACUGGACAAGGAAGCCCAGUGUUUUGUCAUCAACCCUGAUGUGUGUUUGACGGGAACUACCCCUGGUAGCUUCAACCAACUACUGACAGAACUCGCCCAGGCUGGCACAGAUCACUGCAGACUAUCUAGUUUUGCCCAGCAGAGGGUGCUUGACUCUACCUACACUGGUGGUCUGGUGCUGCAGGCAUUUACUAGUGGCAUUAGGAGGUUUCUACAGUACUACCAAGCUGCAAUAAUGAGGAGGCCCUCUAGUGAUGGGAAGGUGACAGUGAUGACAAUCAAAGCUAUGUAUGGCAAGAUGAUACAACAGUUGAGGUACCUUGCUGAUCUGUGUGGCUGCAAUCACCCUCUCAUUACCAAGCCAGGAGAUCCAAGAGACACUUUUCCUCUUGGUAUCAAGCUGCUUUCCUACCUGUAUGAAGAGGCUCUGGACUGUAGUCUCCAGGACAGAUACCAGCUGGUUUUAUCGCUACUUCGAAGUAGCUGUGGACCUUACUUGAUGUUUAUCCAAGACUGGGUGUUUAAUGGAAUCUGUCGUGAUGUCUUUGGGGAGUUCCUGAUAUCUGUUAGUGAUGAAUACCUUCACUACAGAGAUAAGCAUUACUGGACACAAGGAUUUGUCAUGAAGUCGGACAGUGCUGAGGAGAAUGUCCCCCUGUUUUUGAAGGAUCUGGCGUAUGACAUCUAUGUCUGUGGAAAGUCGUUGAAUUUAUUGCGUCUCUGUUGUCCAGAGCAUUUUCUGUGCAAUCCUGGGGUUUCUAUUCCAAGGAUUAGUUUGACUUUCUCCACAGAAGAGUUAGACAACUCAGCCAAGAGAACGGCAGUCUACAUUGGUCAUAUGCAAGCACUGGCCAGACAGAAAACCAUCUCAAGGCAAGAACAGGAGCUGAUGGAAUCAGAAGCAAGACAGGCAUUAAUCAGUCAAGCAAGACAGGCAGCAUCAGAAGAGCUGAAACGACUCCAAGAUGCAAUUCAAGAACGGAGAAUGGUAGAAGAUGCCAAGAAGAGACAAGAAUUCCAGCAACUUAAGGACCAAAUGCAGAGGGAUCUUGUGCGUCGUGCACUCACAGAAGAGGCAGAGAGACAGGAGGAUAUUGAAAGGAUGGAUGCACUGACCAAAAGGGAAGAAGGCGAAGCAAGGGCUCAAUAUGAAGUAGAACAGAAAGUGAGGGAGGAGAUGAUUGAGUACUAUGCUCAACUAACUGAAGAAGCAGCUGCUAGAGAGCGCAAAGCCCUGUGGCGUGUCAGUCGACAUCAGCUGGAUCAAGCACGUUUGAAAUUCAUGGUUCAAGAAGAAAUGAAAAUCAGAGAAGAACUUGCCAACAAGCAGUCAACCAUGACCCCUCUCGAUAUCCCAGACAAUGAGUCUAAAGGGGGAUCAGGGGUCGGUGAGAGCUCAAAGGGAACCACGGUCGCCUCUGCAGACAGGAUUCUGAUAGAAAGUGGAGCAAGACAAGACCUUGAAACACUUCAUUCAGUGAAUCUUCCCACUGGUAGUAGUAAUGAAGCUGGAGCAUCAAAGAUGCGAACCCACACGGUUCCUCCAUAUGUAGCCACUCAGGAAGCAAGCCAAGAGCCUAACCUUCCACAGGCAGACCUACUAACGGGGGAUGCACCUAGUGGGCUGAUCCCCAUUGGAACUCAUGUGGAAAAAACUGAUGGACUCCCUAAUGAAGACAUUGAAGGCACACUUCAGAUGAUUGGUCAGAGUAGUGGUGAUGAUAGAUCAAUGGGAACAAACCCAACAAGGGUAGAGGCGACACCAAACCUUAUGGAUCUAUCCAUUCAAGACUUUCUCCCUAGGGAGCCCAUUGAGGAUGAUGGCCUUGAGAUGGCAUCUUCAAACGAUGCAGAUGUUGAGGAUGUUCUGAUCCAGAUUGGAUCUAGUCUGCCAUCUAAGGUACCAAACCAGGAGUUGUCCUCACAGCAUCCACCUGCUAUCAAUGUAGUUGAUGAAAUGCUGGGACUCCCAUCUUUUGUGGAUCCUGCAUUACCUGCAACAUCACAAGCACAUCCCUCAGACUCAGUUGCUGGAGAUAUCAUAUAUUCCUCUGUCACAGGGCAUUCUGCACCUACUUUCUUGAGCACUCGCGGGGGACCUGCUGAUUCACGUUACAGAGUAGGUUAUGAGUCAACAGAAGGGGAAAUGAGGCCAGUUAUCAAAAGCAGUCACAGACAUGCUGGGGACUCGUCAUUAGGUGACAUCCUGUAUCCCACAGAUAAAAAGACCCAGCCUCCUGGUAUCUGUGCUGUUACAGAGGACUCUUCAUCACAGGAAAAUCUCAAACAAGAGAGCACCUCAACAGGUCAUAUUGGUCCCUCUGGCUCCAGAAUUGCACCCCUCCCUACUGUUUCAGUGGAACAAUCCUCAUCAGCAGCCUCAGCCAAAGACAGCAAGACAUCUUAUUCAUUUUCACAGGGAAACCAGUCAGGCAGGGAAGGCAGAGUGAAAAGGAAAAGUGCAUUUGGACAUGCUGGGGAUUCCACCCUUGGUGAUGUGUUGUACCCAUCAGCCACCCACAGGCAAGUUUCAGAUUUACUGAGCAAGAACUUGGACUCUGUGAUGGUAAAGCCUGAUAGCCAAUCAGCCAGCAUCGAUCAUGACACAAGUUCACGUGUCACUCAAUUUGUGACACAAGUCGGUGCAGUUUUCAAACUGCCAGUUGGCCAUGCCUCAGAUUCCACAAUACAGACCUUGCUUCACCCUCAUGAUCAGCAGACAGUGGAUGUCAAAAGGCAGCCAGACAGGACAAGUCUUGUAGCUGUACAUCACAGCCAGCACCCCUCAGACUCCACAGCACAGAAUGUCAUAUAUGGUAGGGGAAGGCUUGAUGAGCAGAGGGGGGCAGAGAUGGAAAAACAAACAGUUGAUAACACAGACAGUGAUCAUUCCAUGGCACAGCAAGCGGUCGUUGUCUGGACAGGCCAAGGGGUGGAACUGUUUCAAGAUAACUUUGAAGCCCUUGACAAGCCUCCGAUGCCAGACCUUUUAUCCAACAUUGGAUUCAUGCCACUGACAACAGAGAUUGGUGACUAUGGCUUACAAGCUGCCGAGAGUGAAAGCAUUGAUGCUGUUGAGUUGCAGUCAUUACCUAUCAUCAUGAAGAGAUCAGUCACUUCCCCACUCUUGGCCCAAAUCAGUUUGGUCAAUCAAAGUAUUCUGGACUACUUCAUGGUGGAGCUGAAAAUUGGUCAACACUUCAAAUCCAUUCGGAGUUUCUUGUUUCUGGAAGAUGGCGAGUUUGGCCAAUCACUUUGUGACCAGUUGUUUGACAAGCUGUCUCAGGGUAUGAGACCCAAUGAGCUGCUGACACCCAUCGUCUUGAACCAAGUCCUUGCUAGAGCCAUCCAGAACUCAGCCAACAGAGAGUCUCAGUAUACCAAUAACCUAGGCUUCAGCCUGAAAUACCUCCCUCACCACUUCAAACCAAAUGCUAUUGAUACAUUUGAUUGCUUGGAGCUACGAUACAGGGUUGAUUGGCCUUGUAACAUCGUCAUUACUGACACCUGUCUAGCCAAGUACAAUCGCGUCUUCUCCUUCUUGCUGCAACUGAAGCGUAUCUCAUGGGUCCUAAGGGAUAUUUACUUCCAGCUCAAGAGAAGUGCCAUGGUUAGUCAUGCUGAUAACUCACCACAGUUUCGGCAACUGCAGCUUUUCAGACAUGAGAUGCAGCACUUUGUAAAUGUCAUGCAGGGUUAUGUGGCAAAUCAAGUCAUUCAUGUAUCGUGGGAGGAGUUCCAAAGGCAACUUAAAACUGAGGUGUAUAAUCUUGAUGACCUUCACCAAAAACAUGCCGAGUAUCUCAACAAGGCAGUCUUCAGGUGUCUCUUAAACAAGAAAGCUGCACCUGUCAUGAAGAUCAUCUCGGACAUCUUGUGUUUGAUCCUCAAAGUCCGCACGCAGCUGGUUGCCACCGCCUGGGUAUACAACAAGGAGACAAAGCAAGCCUCACAUCCAGGCUUCCACACCAUCAAGAUGUCAUACCUGGCCUUCAAGGAUUACUCUGAAUUCCUUUACAAAGUGGUUGCCAAGCUGGUCACCCGUGGAUACCAACCUCACUUGGAGGAAUUUAUGCUGAGGCUCAACUUCAAUGACUUUUACAAAGACUCUUAGUUCUUCAAAUGAAGGAUAUCUCAUUGUAAUCUUAACCCUAACAAAGCCAUUGGCCCCCCUCUCACGCUUUUUUUAUAUGUCGUUGCAAUAUUAUUCCAAGUCUGCUGGAGUUUUUUCCACCGUCCUGUGGUCAUUUUGACACUGAUUUGUAUAAAAAUCAAAUCAUAUACUUUCCCAAAAUGCCCAUUAGUUUCAAUUCACAUGGGCUAACAUGUGAUCGAGAACUUGAACUUGGCCAUAACUGAAAUUUCACAACUGUUCUCAUAAUGAAUAUCUUUACAUGCAUGUCAAGUUUCAAAAUGGUUGGUAAAUGAGAUGGCCGAGUCAUUGGAGGUGGAAUCCCCCCCUCCAAGCUGAAGAAGGUCUGGGGGAAAAAAAUCUUGUAAGGGUUAAUAAUUACCAACUGAAGUUGAACACAGAAUUCUCAGCCAGUUUAACAAAUUUUCCACAAUAAAUGAACAAAACUUAUGUAUUUGAUUUUUUUAUACAGUUUGAUAUAAAAUUUGAGGGAAAAUUGUUUGAAACUGUUGUUUAGUGGUAGACAAAAAAAGUAUUUUGCAUAACAUACACAGCUAUGCAUCUACAUUGCAGUUUAGGCAAACAUGUCACAAUAAAGAGUGUCUUGUACUGCAACCACAUUGACAACCUGUAGAAUCAAACUAAGCUUGUUGCUGUAAGGGGGACAAAUCUUUUGAAACACUUGGGAAGGAGUGAGUCUCCAUUGCCCAAUCAACUCUGCCCUUGAUUGUUGGCUUCAAAAUGUGCAUCUACAGUGAACUGGAGGGCCAUUGAAUAACUGGCAUUUCCAUAUUUUGAAAUAAACAGAAAUGUAUAAAUCAUUUUGGAUUGGAACUGCCACUGUCCAUGCCACCAGACGACCACAUUCAAAGUAUCAAACAGAACUUGUCAAUGCAGAAUGGAAGAGUCAAGUUUUGUUCCAAGUGGAGGAAAAAGCUAGUACGCCAACUUGAUAAUAGUUUUGUAGAAUGAGACAUCAGAAUUCUGCUUGCACUUUUUGAAAAACUCAUUUUUGUUUGUAGCAGUGGUACAUUUUUCCAUUUUAGCCUGGAGUUGCCUAGCUAUCAGGUUGAAAGUUGAAUUAAAUUAUGUAUAAGAGCUUGCAGGCCUUUGUCCCUUUUCCAGAGAUAGGUACAAUGAUCAAAACAAAGCUUUGCAAAAUCUUUAGGAUUUGUUCUCAUUUUUCUUAUUGUAUCGGACAGCAGAGAGGGAACUAAAAACAUGCCUUAUAAAAAUGUUAUCUGGCUAGUAGUUAUUCACCAAGGAUCCAGUUUAAUUUCAUUUUACAUACAUGUGUAGAAUGCAUGUUUAACAAAGAAAUUUGAUUUAGCUUCAGUUUUAAAAAAGGGGGUCAGGAAACAGAUUGGGGGAGGAAACCAUCCAUUAAUACACGUAGGAUGGGUUACUCUAUUAUCACGGUAGUUACCACAUUUCCCAAUCGAAAUAAAGUUUGCUCCGUCAUCACCUUCCUGAAUUAUCUUAUCCUUGCUAUUGUUUAACUCAUACUUUUUAACUUAAUUCAUAAAAUUUUGCAUGUGGUUCAAUUCAUUUUCCUGUAUGAUAGCUCAGAAAAUCUGUGUGCACCAUGUGUACGCAGAGGUGGAGUCUCUAUUAUCGCAUUUCGAGAAAUGGUUUCUAUGAUGGCCUUUAAAGCACUUUGUUACAAAGAAUGGAGAAAAAUAAAAAUGAUUUUGUUUUCAGAGGAAAGAAAAUAGUCUCAUUUUAUAAAAAUGUGCUUUUUCACCUUUAAGUGACUCCAUUUUUUCCAGUCAUCUCUUUCAAGAUGCUAUACGCCGACAGAACGAGAUCGGAACAAUUGCACUGCGUCACCUUACACUAUUAAUCCAGCAAGGAAUAACUUCACUUUUUUUCACCAAAACAUUUUUACCCCAACCUUAUGAUCCAGCAACAACUUUGACAUUCAUCUUAUUACUUACAUUGGUUUUUUUGCCCAAGGAAUAAUAAAUACAUGUAUAUGGGUAUCGUAACUUUUUUUGGUGGACUCAUUCUUUCGAUGUCUGAAACAAUCAUUAAAAAUGUCUGCUUUUUGAGUUCCAAUUUCCCAAAAGUUAUAACCAUGUCAUUAGACUUAAACUGUUUCAUCCAACAUUUAUGUUAGAAAUUCUAAAUAUCUGUUGCAAAUUUUUUAAAUUGUAUAGGAAAAGCAAAAAGAAUCAGACAUUAAUGCCAAUGUAAUUAUUCAUUAUUAGUUGCCCUGAAGGGUAAAAGUGAUUUAUACAACUGUAUUGUAAUGGAGAUUGGGGCCAUUUAUGUCCUACUUCCGAAACACACUGGGGAUAUUUGACGAAAUCAGAUUGGUGAAAGGAAAUGGAUACACACAU